AUGUCGUUGAAGGAUUCGGGUUCAUGGCCCUUCGAGGCGAUAAAGUACUUCUCCGGUAUGUUUCGUCAGCUCAAUGCCGCCUACGUUGUUGAGAACAAUUCAGGCGUUGCCGUAACACUAUCCCUCUUUGAUCAUGUUCUCACCUUCAGAAAAGAGCUCGACCUUGUUUGGCUCCAGCGAGGCCCGUGGAGUAUCAUGCAGCUUGUCGUGGUGAUGAAUCGUUAUGGCGGGGAAGCAAGCAUGCUAUACCUCGCGUAUAUCGUGCUAUUGCUCCGUGUCUAUGCCUUAUGGGACAACAGGCGGUCUGUCAAAUAUGCACUAUAUAUCGGAUUUAUGCUCCUUUAUGAUGUCUUUGUCUUCGUAACACUGGUUGCUAAUGCUCUGAGCCGGCCACGGCGGAAUAAUUCAGAGAUUGUGACCAACCUCAGCCGUGAUAGAAUCUUCACCUUCCUGGUGAAUUACACAUUCCUUACUAUAGGAGUCUGUUGGACUUUGGAUUACAUCCUUUGCUUCCGUUUGUUUCUCAAGAUGAAGGACGCUGAGAUCAGAUCAGGAUGGGAAGCCAUGGGAACUCCGGGCACUGUGCACAUCCGGGAGACCAUCGAAAUGAUGAGCAUAUGA
Messenger RNA from Postia placenta MAD-698-R-SB12, 621 nucleotides. RefSeq lists its product as hypothetical. The transcript has 5 exons. The record is from RefSeq and is a predicted model, not a curated record. Lineage: Eukaryota; Fungi; Basidiomycota; Agaricomycetes; Polyporales; Adustoporiaceae. Bases 1 to 621 code for a protein of 206 amino acids.